GUGUUGAUUGUGCUCCACACGCCGAACAGAUAGUGCACCGUUCAUCUGCGACACACAGAGAAUCAUGUACCUGCGACAAGCAAGCGCGCUGGCUGCUCGCCGCGCGACCGCGGGCUCAGUCCGUAGGCUCGCAACGGGCAAGGAUGUCAAGUUUGGGGUGGAGGGGAGGGCGCUUAUGCUGCAGGGCGUGGACAUGCUCGCUGACGCUGUGCAGGUGACCAUGGGCCCGAAGGGACGGAGCGCUAUCCUGGAGCAGACUUACGGCGUGCCGCGCAUCACCAAGGACGGUGUGACAGUGGCCAAGAGCAUCGAGUUCAAGGACAAGUUCCACAACAUGGGAGCGCAGCUCGUGCGACAGGUGGCCUCGAAGACCAACGACGCAGCGGGAGAUGGGACGACUAGCGCUACCGUGCUGACUCGGGCAAUUUUCCGGGAAGGAUGCAAGGCGGUAGCGGCGGGGAUGAACCCGAUGGACCUUCGUAAGGGGAUCAAGCUGGCCACGGACCAUGUGGUGAACGUGCUCUCGGACAUCAGCAAGCCCAUCUCCACAAAGGAGGAGGUGGCGCAGGUCGGGACCAUCUCUGCCAACAGCGAAACCGAGAUCGGCGACCUGAUCGCUUCCGCCAUGGAGCGCGUGGGCAACGAGGGAGUGAUCACGGUGCAGGACGGCAAGACCUUGGACAACGAGAUCGAGGUGGUGGAGGGGAUGAAGUUCGACCGCGGGUACAUCUCGCCGUACUUUGUAACCGACAACAAGACCCAGAUGUGCGAGAUGGAGAACCCCCUGAUCCUCAUCGUGGAGCGGAAGGUGUCGACGAUCAGCUCGAUCAUCCCUCUACUCGAGGCUACGGUGAAGUCCCAGAGGCCGCUGCUAAUCGUGGCGGAGGACGUGGAUUCGGAGGCACUGGCUACGCUCGUGGUCAACAAGCUCCGCGCCGGCAUCAAGGUGUGCGCUGUGAAGGCCCCCGGAUUCGGGGACAACCGCAAGGCCACCUUGCAGGACCUCGCCGUGCUCACCGGCGGGCAGGUCAUCAGCGAGGAGGUCGGCUUGAAGCUCGAGGACGCCACUCCGGACCACUGCGGGACCUGCAAGCUCGUGAAGGUGUCGAAGGACGACAGUAUCAUUCUCGACGGAGCAGGUGCUCGGGACGGCAUCGAGGAGCGGUGCAGCCUCUUGCGGGAGAGCAUCGCCCGCGUCAAGUCCGACUACGAAAAGGAAAAGCUGGAGGAGCGCCUGGCCAAGCUGCACAGCGGCGUAGCCGUCAUCAAGGUCGGAGGCAGCUCGGAGGUGGAGGUCGGCGAGAAGAAGGACCGUUUCGUGGACGCCCUUAACGCCACCCGAGCAGCUGUGUCGGAGGGAAUUGUGCCAGGCGGGGGCAGCGCACUUCUGUGGGCGUCUCGACAACUUGAGGCAACUAAGGCUUCCUGCGCCAACAUGGACCAAAAGAUCGGGGUAGAAAUCAUCGAGAAGGCGCUCAGGAUGCCCGUUCACACGAUCGCGAUGAACGCCGGCGUGGAGGGAGCCGUGGUGGUCGGGGAGUUGCUGAAGACCGAGGACCCGCAGUGGGGUCACAACGCGGCGACUGGCGAGUACUGCGACAUGAUCCAAGCAGGAAUCAUCGACCCUACCAAGGUUGUGCGCACGGCAUUGGUAGACGCCCAGAGCGUUGCAGCUCUCCUGAUGACCGCCGAGGCGAUGGUGACGGACUUGCCGGAAGAGGAAGCACCGGCUCCGCCGAUGGGCGGAGGGGGCAUGGGUGGCGGAAUGGGAGGCAUGGGCGGUAUGCCCGGCAUGAUGUAAAGCCCUUUUCUUUAUCUUUUCGAAGCCCAGCUACCUUUGAAACAUGCUCUGCAACUAGUUCGGCGAGCGGGAGCAUGUAGUCAAUGUGUUGAAUGCGGGAAGUAGCAUUGGCACUUUUAGGUGAGCAGCUGUCCGGUGUGUCUGUUGGGGGCGGGUUUGGUUUUGAGGUCAAGCAUGAUUUUUGCCUGGCAUCUUUGAGAUGCGGUAGUCGCGAGGACGAAUGUGUGCCUGAAUGUGCAAGGCAAUCAACCGUGUCAAGAAAUAAGGUGCACGGCGAGGCGCUGCCAUGAGCGGAUGGCGGUGCUGCGAAGGGGGGUAGACAUGCAGUUGUGAAACCGCGAAGAGUCAUACGGUUUCAAAGGGGCGCUAUGUAAGACGGCACUCCUGCGAGUUUAUGCGACCGCUCACUCUCUUGCCCGUUUCUGCUGGUCUCUCUGGCACCCUCAUUAUGCAGAUUAGCUGACGUGAACUACUCGCAUUCUCAGGGAUCUGGCAAAACCGUUGACCGCCACCAAUCAGCGUUGUGCGAGAUCUUUGGCUAAUGAAAUGAAUGCCAUGGCCGUGGUAGAGAUGACGUGAAAUUGAUGGACAUGAAAGGC
Messenger RNA from Ectocarpus siliculosus, 2400 nucleotides. NCBI's taxonomy places the organism in Eukaryota, Phaeophyceae, Ectocarpales, Ectocarpaceae. The record is from the annotation of a GenBank genome assembly.